This is a messenger RNA of Seminavis robusta, 2714 nucleotides long. NCBI's taxonomy places the organism in Eukaryota, Bacillariophyta, Bacillariophyceae, Naviculales, Naviculaceae. The record is from the annotation of a GenBank genome assembly.
GAACACCCAUCAACAGCUGCCCGUUUCUCGAUCUUCGGAUCUGAAAAUCCGAUGAUCCCAGCCAUCAUUAGCAAUUAUCCGACGGUUGGUGUUGCUUGAUUCGAUUCAUUCUCAUACCAUAUGAAACGAUAAUACAAUGUCUGGAAAGUCGGCUGCUUUGAGAGCCUUGCUUUUGGCGCUUCUGACCCUAUGGACGGGGAAACCUUUGAACGCUUUCUCGCCGGUCCCUUGCCUUCCAUCCGAAAGGCGAGUCAAAGGAACUCCUCAUCAUGGCUUGUGGGCCAUUUCGUCCCGAGAACUUCGAAAGCGAGAAGAAGGAGAGAAGAGAGUUCUCUUAGAACGAAGGAAAAAGGCAGCCAAGCGAAAACUCGGCAAGACGGCAACUUCGACAACAACAGGCAAAAAGACAACAAGUGAUGCAAGUAGUAGUAUCGGUACCAAAGUCAAGUCAACAUCCGUCAAGAAGCAAAAGUCUAAAGCAUCCCUGACACAACGGUUGCAACGAGCCACUGCCAAGGCAAAAGCAGCUGCCAUUGAGGCCGAUUAUGCCAGCAAGAAACAGCAAGUGCUCGAAGAAUCAUCGGCCAAACGACCCUUUUCCAAUUCCACUGCCACGGCCACUAGAUCCUCUUCUACUUCUUCGACUAGGACUAGUAGUACCACAGAACAGCCACGCCUGGCCACAUUGACGCAAUUGACACGUAUUAUUGACAAAGAACUACGGGCAGCAUCUGAUGGGACGGCUACGUUCAAUGUCCAUGGGACGACCAAUCCACCACCCGGAAUUACCCGAGAUUCCAUGCGAUCCUUACUGGAAGAAAAUGACGCGCAAUGGCAAAAGAGUCAACGGCAGCAACAACGUGCCGCCUUGGCCUUUGGAGUAAAUCUCACCACAACGACGACGAGUGCCACAACCAACGCACAUCUCGUGAAACAUGUGGCGGUCGUCAUUUCCAAACCAUUGGUACAGGAUCAAGUGACACUCGAAUAUGCCUGUCGUCUGCGGACUCUGGCCAAGGCUAUGCAAUCCGACAACUCACAUGAAGAGGAGAAUAAAAAGACAAGUGAGGAGGAAGAAGAAGAGGGAGAUGCUACAAAUAAUGAGGAGGGUCCUUAUCAACCCACUGUGAUUUGCUUUUUGGGUGGCACAUGCAGUGGAAAUUUGGUGUCGGAUGCCGAUGCCGGAUACAUCUACUUUAAGCACCUGUGUGAAGCCAAUCAAAUAUCAUUGGAGGGGGUGGACAUUCUCUUGGAAAAGACCACCUUGGGUAAGGGAGCGUUAAAACAUGUCAUGCGACAUCUUAUGAAAGAGUAUGUUCCAGAAUGGCUCAAGGAACCAGUUAGAAGAACGCAAGGGGUUGCCACGGACAGUGACGAUUAUGAGGAUGAGGACGACAUGGAAGAUGAUUACCACCAUCGCAUCAUCCCAACUCCAUUUUCUGUGUCCAGGAACAAAGUCCAACUUCACUUUACCCUUUUCUCUUCGGAUUACGAUCUCUGUCGAAUCAAUGACAUUCACUACAGAUCUCCACAACAAUCCGUAUUGAGGCACUUGUUGGAACUAGAACAGGAGGGUCGUGGUGGCAACAGCAAUCGUGGCAUGGUCCAGACGACGUGGAGCUACCGGUUUUCCACGUAUCCGUACGUUCACUUUAAGGAUGCCAUGACGGCACAUUUGGGAAAAUGCUACCUGUUGGCCGAAGAGCUCACCCCUGUCUUGGUGAAUAUUCGAGGAGUGGUGGAUGGUACGGAAUUCUUUCAACGCGACAAUUACCGAGUACUGGUAUCCAUCCGCAGGUCCUUUGUCAAUGAUAUGGAACAUUUUUACAAGAGCCAGCCAUCUCUCAAAUCCACACUUCGUCAAUACGUGAGCAACAGCGAUUAUCCUCUGGAUGUGGUGUUGGAAGGAGCAUUGCUUUCCUUGGGCAGAUGCUUGGACUUGGUUCGGCCCGCUGGUCUGUUGAUUGGCUACGUCCCCAAAGAUGAUUGGAAGACGGCCGAACGAGUACUCCAACACGCUGUGCGUCAACUGCGAGAUGCCUGUGAUCCCGAUCACCCAUUGGACCCUACCGAUUGGGGCAAACUGGAUCAUUGCUACUAUGAUAAUGGUGCUGGGAGCAAGUCUGCCACGGAUUUCUCCGAGAACGACCUCAUGGAGCUCACCCAGUGGAGGAUCCAAGAAGAAGGAGAUGACGACGAAGAAAUGUAGAUGUAUUCAUCUAUGCUAUGGUAGCCAGAAGACACAUUCUGCCGUGCAUGUUAGGUCUGAUGGGCAUGAAUAAUGGAUGAAGGGGCCCAUAUUUUGCUGAUCAUACGUUAUCAUUGCCCCAACUCUGUGAAUGCCUGGAGAAAGAAACCAGAAGAAAAUGAUUGGUUACUUUUUACUCUCAUAUUGCGCUGGCGUCCAUGUCUUCAUGGUGAGAGCAUGAAUUUUGCUCAUGUCUUCCUGCAAAAUCUCAUUGACCAUCCGAUGCCGCUUGAGCAACGCCACCCCUUCGAACUUGGGGCUCACAACAAUUAGCUCCAAUUUAUAGCCACCAUCGCAGGACGAUCCACCCGAAAUGUCGGUACAGGCAACGUGCUCGGCUUCCAGUGCUUUUGCGACCUGCGGACGGUAGGAAGAGGACCGUGCAGUAUGAGAAACGAGGCAGUGUCUUUGUCAAGAUGGACCUCCAUCAAAGGAAUAACCAUAAAAACAUCAUACCUUCUCCUGU